This is a messenger RNA of Uranotaenia lowii, 467 nucleotides long. Its product is annotated as cytochrome b-c1 complex subunit 7-like. Lineage: Eukaryota; Metazoa; Arthropoda; Insecta; Diptera; Culicidae. The coding region runs from base 73 to 408 and encodes 111 amino acids. Gene Ontology annotation, biological process: mitochondrial electron transport, ubiquinol to cytochrome c. The record is from RefSeq and is a predicted model, not a curated record. The transcript has a single exon.
GUAUCAAUCAGGAAACACAUUUUGUAGUCAUUUUGUGAAAAAAAAUCAGCUUUUCAUUCGGUGUGCCAAAAAAUGUCCUACUGCGCUCGCAAGGGACCACUGCAGGCGUCCAAACUUGGGAAGUGGGCCUAUAAUUUCGCCGGAUUCAACCAGUACGGGCUGCAUCGGGACGAUUGCCUCAGUGAACAUGAUCCGGAUGUCCGGGAAGCUGUUCGCCGGUUGCCCCAACAUCUGAAAGACGAUCGCAACUUCCGGUUCACGAGGGCUCUGCAUCUUUCGAUGACCCAUACGGUGCUCCCGAAGGAUCAAUGGACCAAGUACGAGGAGGACUACAAGUAUCUGGAACCCUAUCUGGAGGAGGUGCGAAAGGAACGGGAAGAGAAAAUCAGCUGGAUGUCGAGAUACUGAAUGUCGAAUUGUGUGGCAUAAAUUGAAGUGGAAUAAUAAACGGAAUUUGUGUUUAGAAA